Galleria mellonella (greater wax moth) is the source of this 1969-nucleotide messenger RNA. Its product is annotated as proton-coupled folate transporter-like. Gene Ontology annotation, cellular component: membrane. Gene Ontology annotation, molecular function: transmembrane transporter activity. Gene Ontology annotation, biological process: transmembrane transport. The transcript is spliced from 7 exons. The record is from RefSeq and is a predicted model, not a curated record. Lineage: Eukaryota; Metazoa; Arthropoda; Insecta; Lepidoptera; Pyralidae. The coding region runs from base 356 to 1861 and encodes 501 amino acids.
GCCAGUCCUGCGGGCUCCGCACUCCAUCGAGCUCACACUACGCCCAACCAAUUGCGUUUAAUGAUACCACUCGAACGCGUAUCCGUCCAAUCAACUCUUAAGACAACAGGAUCCUUCAGUCUGCUCUCUGGCUUGCGAUACUAUUGUUCUGCCAGCGUGUUCUCUUGAAUAGAGCCGUGGGAAUUGUGCAGUGUCGUAAACAAUCCAGUGAAAUGUUAUCGAGUGACGGGCACAGGAGAGAACGAUAUUACACCGCUAAAUGAUUCUACAAUGGAUUUUCGAACAUCCACAAAAUAAGGAUCAUAGUAAACAUGAUUGAUUGAACUUUAACAGUGCUCAAACGAUUUCGGACAACAUGAACGGUAUCAGCUCGACGGUUGAAAAACCAACCACAGACGGGGAGUUACGAGCGAAAGAUGAAACAAAAACAAAAAGAUCAGGCAUUCUACAAAAGCUGCUGUUGAUCAAGUCGAACAUAACCGUUGAACCGAUCAUAGCGUGUUAUAUAAUGUCAAAUGUGUUCUCAGGAUUGGCAGUUCAGAAUUUAAAUUUGGAGAAGGCUUGUCGAGUCAAUUUGGGAUAUAGUGACGAAGUUUGUUCCGCUUUAAAUAGGCGGCAGACAGAGAAUUACACGACAGAAGAAGCCGAGGUUCAAAAACUGACAGCUUCAGUUCAGGCUUGGAAAAACAUUGUUCAGACUGCAUUCCCGUGCAUACUGGUCUUAUUUGUCGGCUCAUGGAGCGAUAAAACCGGGAAAAGAAAAGCAUGUAUACUGCUACCGAUUGUAGGGGAAGUGUUGUGUUGCACAAGCUUCAUCCUGAACACAUAUUUCUUCUACGAAUUGCCUCUGGAGGUCACGGCCCUCUCAGACCUAUUUCCGUCGUUAACUGGAGGAUGGAUAACUGUAUGCGUUGGUGUAUUCAGUUAUAUAGGUGACGUAACAACCAAAGAAAUGAGGACAUUCAGAGUGGGAGUGGCCAACUUGUGUAUGUCCCUUGGUAUACCCAUCGGAAUGUCUUUGAGUGGUAUAUUGUUGCAAAAAAUUGGCUAUUAUGGUAUAUUUUUAAUAUCAAAUUGCCUGUAUUUUACCAGUUUAAUAUACGGAUAUAUACGAUUGAAAGAUCCUGUCAUCUCUCAGGAGAGGCAACGAGAGUUACCCGUCGGCUGCCGCGGUUGGGUGUGUUCGUUCUUCGACGCGCGUCACGUGCGCGAGACCCUCACAGUGGCGUUCAGGAGCGGGCCUCGGCGCAGGCGGCUCCGGGUCUCGUUACUUAUAGUGGUUGUGUGCGUCAUAUUUGGACCGUUACAUGGCGAGAUGAACGUUUUGUACCUGUUCAUGAGGUACAGAUUCAAUUGGGACGAGGUGCAGUUCAGUAUGUUUUGUACAUACAGCAUCAUUACCAACCUAGUAGGUACCCUGUUCUCUAUCAGCAUCUUCAGCGACUUUAUGAAGCUGGACGACACUGUCGUGGGCAUCAUAUCAUGCACCAGCAAGAUCCUCGCUUCUUUUAUAUUUGCUUUUGCCACUACAACGUUGGAAAUUUACAUAGCACCUCUGGUGGAGAUCUUCAAUGGCACUUCGUUCAUCGCGAUGCGGUCCAUUGCCUCCAAACUGGUGACUAGUGAAGAAUUGGGUAAAGUGAACUCCCUGUUCGGUUUGGCGGAAGCGAUGAUGCCCUUGGUGUACGGGCCAUUAUACUCAAGAGUAUAUAUGGCAACACUGAAUAUACUGCCGGGCGCAGUGUUCCUCUUGGGCGCCGCCAUGACAGUACCUGCUGUUGCCAUAUUUGGGUGGAUGUAUUUCGAGCAGAGGGAGGACAAUAAAGUAGAGGAAAUCGAGAAUGUCAAUAAAGAGGUGUAAUUAUGUCCAUAUUUAACAAUAGCAUGAACAUUUAUAUUUAAGUGAAUGUGUCAGUGAGCGGUCAUGUUGUUAUAUGUGAGAAACGUCUAAUAAAAGUUGUCUAACGAA